This is a messenger RNA of Dermochelys coriacea (leatherback sea turtle), 2859 nucleotides long. RefSeq names its product family with sequence similarity 83 member F (gene SACK1F). The transcript has 5 exons. The record is from RefSeq and is a predicted model, not a curated record. Bases 83 to 1621 code for a protein of 512 amino acids. Lineage: Eukaryota; Metazoa; Chordata; Testudines; Dermochelyidae.
CAGCGGGGCGGCGCCGGCCGCGGCCAGGUGAGGCGGCCCCGCCCCGUCUCCCGGCCCGGGCGGCAGCGGGCGAGCGGCGAGCAUGGCGGACUCCCAGCUGAUCUGCCUGGACGACACGCACGUGAACGAGAAGGUGACCGAGGCCCAGGCCAGGUUCUACUACAGCGAGGAGCAGCGCCGGGCGCUGGAGGCGCUGGUCGCCCGGGGCGAGCCGGCCUACCGGGAGCGGCUGCAGCAGGGGCAGCUGCGGGACUUCCUCUCCAGCCGCGAGCUGCGAGCCCUGCCGGCCGGCUGGCGCGGCUCCGAUGCGCCGCCGGAGGGCGGCGGGGCCGGCGGCGAGGGCGUCUCGCUGGCCUACUGGCCGGAGUGCUCCGACACCGAGGUGCCGCCGCUGGACCUGGGCUGGACGGACAAGAACUUCUACCGGGGCGUCAGCCGGGUGAGUCUCUUCACCCACCCCUGGAAGGAGGAGAACGCGCCGCACCUCAAGCAGAUCGUUCGGGAGACGAUCCAGCAGGCACAGAGGAUCAUUGCGGUGGUAAUGGAUCUGUUUACAGACCGGGACAUCUUCCAGGAUAUUGUGGACGCAGCAUACAAGCGCCGGAUCCCAGUCUAUAUAAUCCUGGAUGAGGAGGGUGUGAAGUUCUUCCUGGAGAUGUGCAAGUGUAUGAAUCUCAGUAGCUUCCAGAUCCAGAACAUCCGUGUACGUUUUGUGACGGGAGUUGGGUUCUAUAUGCCAUCAGGGAAGAUCAAAGGCACCUUGGCCUCCCGGUUCCUGAUGGUGGAUGGUGAAAAAGUGGCCACUGGGUCCUACAGCUUCACUUGGAGCUCAUCCCACAUCGACAGAAACAUCCUCCUGUUGUUGACGGGGCAGAACGUGGAGAUGUUUGACAUUGAGUUUCGUGAGCUUUACGCCAUCUCUGAGGAGGUCAAUCUCUACAAGGAGCUGAAUAUUGCUAGCCCUUUUCAUUCAGGAGCUGGGAUAGCAGAGCUUCGCUCCUCCACUGUGUCUCGUAAGAUGAUCAACCCCAAGUAUGGUCUAGUGACAGGGGCUGCCCCUCGUGAAAUGUUCUGGGCUUCACGCCAGAGGCAGGAGGCAGAGGAGAAACUGGAAAGGAAUGAGGAGGAAAGUGAGUCAAAGAAGCGGCUGAAUCAGUUUCUGAAUGACUUGAUCACGGUGGAGCAGGUGCUACCAGAAAUUCUGCCACCUCUCGAGAGCUUGGGGAGAGUGAACCGGAGUCCCCAGAGAUUGCUCUCCUGGUUCCAUCGGGGUCUGAAACAUAAGUCCAUAUCCAGGGAGUCUAUUCGCAACACCAAAAAGGACGAGGAGGCUAGCAGCUCUGUUACCAAUGGUGAAACCAACUCCAAGCAGGGUAAGAGGUUUGGCAGCGGGUUUUUCAGCAGGAAAGCUAAACAGCCCCCAGUCAUGAAAACUGAGGCCAAUUCUUUUGCCAGUGAGGGACUCUCAGGAGACGAGUUUGUGAUCGUGAAGACAGCAUGCGAGGACCUGAUCAGCUUCAGCCCUGUCAGCAUUCGGAGUAGUGUGGGCAUCUCAGGUAAAAUGAACCCAAACUCUCCCACAGGGGAUAAAACCAAACAGUCAGCUUGUGUGAUGUCUUGAUCUGGAAGGAAUGUCAGGAGAAUUGAAGACCCCAAAAGAGCAUUUGAUGGAAUGUAUGACUUCUUACCUAUUUGAAACUUGCAGACUUGUUCUCACACAAAUGGUCUUUCAAACCACUAUAAAUGUCCAGGAUGCAGCUUGCACCUCCAGUGAAAGCACACGUGAUGCAUAAAGCAUAAAAAUGUGGAUGGUUCCUAUGUAAGGAUUAGCGGUGAAAGUAUUAAUGUCAAUAUUUAACUGUGAUAAUUGGAACUCAGAGCUAAGCCUGCAUUGAGAUGAAUGCAGGGGAGCUUUCCACUUCUUAAUGCAGCUAUUUCAAUCUAUCUAGCUACAGACUCAAAAGGAAAUCAUUUGGGAGAAAAUUGUGAAAUCUGCAGACCAUGUGGAUUUUCCUUGUCCAUGGAUUUCUAUAGAUUUCUGUUAUCAGCAGGGACAGCUAGAAGAUUCAGUGGAUGAAGAAGCUGUAUUUGGCUGGAAGAGCCCAGGGGUUAGUAUGCUAGCUCUUCACUUUAUCAUAAAACUAACAACUGAGCUGAAUGAUUUGGUAAUAAUUUCCCUUCAGGAGAAGACAAGGUUUGGAAUAUAAGGGAAUGCUUCAGACCAAGAUCAAGGUGCAUGUGGAGUCCCAGGCCUGGGAUGGCAAGGAGUGCUGCAAGAUUUUAUAGGGCCACAGGAGAUUAAUCAUAAAAUCAGUUUAAUCAUUAAUUCCGUGCCAUCUUGGUCUUAAUGGAAAGUGAGUAAGUAAAGGGCACAUCUUGAAGGCUGAAAGACAAGGAGAGAUGGGUGAAAGUUUCAAACAUCUGGCUUACUUUACAUUUUUAGUUAACCUUCCCCUUCCAAAUACAUAAAAAUAGAGGUCCCCAUCCCAUAAAUAUAUGGAGACACCAGUUAUUGUGCACACCCUCAUUGGAUUCAUUCAAUAUUUGGACUAGUAUUUUGUCCUGACAUGUUUGAGUGAAUUUUUGCCAUGCAGAUCACCACAAUAUGCUGCCUUCAAUAAACUCUCAGUGAUUUGUAAGAAAAAUACAUCAUAAUGGUAAAUAACCACUUAAAUACAAAUAUAUUUGUACUAGCACGUUAUUGAACACAGCAAAGGAAGUAUGGUUUCUUUAAAGAAAAUGAACAAAGUUCAGCACACAUUCCAAGAUCGGCCAUAUUGGGUCAUACAAUUGUCCAUCUAGCCCAAUAUCCUGUCUUCUGAGAGUGGCCAAUGCCAGGUGCCCUAGAGGGAAUGAAGA